Messenger RNA from Musca vetustissima, 1005 nucleotides. Its product is annotated as N-acylneuraminate-9-phosphatase. Gene Ontology annotation, molecular function: hydrolase activity. The record is from RefSeq and is a predicted model, not a curated record. The coding region runs from base 1 to 1005 and encodes 334 amino acids. The transcript is spliced from 2 exons. NCBI's taxonomy places the organism in Eukaryota, Metazoa, Arthropoda, Insecta, Diptera, Muscidae.
AUGGCCGCAACUAAUCAACUGCUAACAAAUGCCAGCAGCAACGAUAGCAGCAGCAUUCAUUGCGAUGAAUUAUCAGAAAUAAAAGCAAUUUUCUUUGAUUUGGACAAUACCUUAAUACCAACGAGAUCGGGAGAUAGCAAAGCUUGUCGUGAAGUUUCCGAAAUACUGCAACGUCAAUAUGGUUUCACCAAAGAGGAGGCCAAUUAUAGCACACAGAAUUUUCUGAAAUCAUUUCGUCGUUGUCCCGAUAAUUGUCAAACAUCGCUCGAUAUAUGGCGUACACAUUUAUGGCACGAGGCGCUACCACCAAAAUAUAAACAAUUAGCCAAUACCAUCUAUCCAAUAUGGUUGACUUUGCGUUAUCGUUAUCUUGCCAUACCCCAGGAAUAUGUACAUCUGUUGCAGAAUUUACGUAAACACUAUAUGCUGGCACUAAUAACAAAUGGUCCCUCCAAUGCCCAAUGGGAGAAGGUACGUCAACUCGAUGUACAGCAAUAUUUUGAUUGCCUAUUGGUGUCGGGCGAUUUGCCAUGGGAGAAACCAAAUCCAAAUAUAUUCUAUGCCACAUGUAAAUAUUUAAACGUACAACCGAAACAAUGUUGCAUGGUCGGUGACAAGCUGGAGAGUGAUAUUAAAGGUGGAAACUUAGCUGGUCUAGGUGCUACAUUUUGGUUACCCCUAACCUUAGAUGAAAUUGAAAAGUUACUGCACAAUGCAAAUGAUGAACAUAAACCCACUUAUAUUCUAAGAAAUCUAUUGGAAUUUUGUGAUUAUUUUAAUGUGAUGACACAAGAACAGCAGAGACGUGAACACGACGAUGAUGAACUUUUACUACAGCAGCAACAACAAGUACCUGAGUAUAAUAAUAAAAAAUGCCAAAGCAAAAAUAUCGUUUAUUGCCGAGGUCGUUCUUCAUCACCAACUAAUAAUACUAUGACAACAACAGCAACACCACCCAUUGAAUUUUCGGCUAGCGAAAGUGAUAAUAGCUCAGAUAGUAUAUAA